AAUUGAAUCUGUCACAAUGAUACAUCUGCAUUCUACGCUUUAAUUCAAUUUCACCCACUGAGAGUAAACACGAAGUGAAAAUUACUAAAAAAUGACCGCCCCUUCAACAAAACUAGCCUCGACAGCUGUCUGGUUUGUCACCGGAUGUUCCUCUGGAUUGGGAAAAGCCAUAGUGCAGACUGCGCUCAAUGCUGGUCAGCAUGUUGUAGCAACGGCUCGCAACGUGGACUCCUUAUCUUACCUCCCUGACAGCAAGAAAGUUCUCAAACUAAGGUUAGACGUCACCUCCAAAGAAUCCAUUGUCAAAGCCAUCAGAGAAACGGUUGAAAAACAUGGGCGACUGGACGUGGUAGUCAAUAAUGCCGGAUAUUCCCUCACGGGCGAUACUGAAGCGAUACCAGAGGAAGAUGCGCGGCAACUAAUCGAGACUCUCUACUGGGGACCUGUAUUCAUUAUGCAGGAAGCAGUUCGAGUCUUUCGAGAGGUUAACCCUCCAAAUACUGGUGGAACAGUCAUCAAUAUCAGCUCGAUGGGAGGAUCAAUAACAGUGGCGGGUAACUCCUUCUAUCAUGCCGGGAAAUUCGCUCUUGAAGGAUUCACCAAAUCAAUUGCGCAAGAGAUGAAGCCAGAAUGGAAUAUUCGAUUCAUGCUUGUCGCUCCAGGAGGGGUACGGACAAAUUUUGCCGGGUCCAAAACGAGCAGCAUGAAGGUCCUACCUCGGCAUCCAGCCUAUGACAGCCCAUCUCAUCCGUUGACACAGCUGCUGAACUAUCUCGAAAUGCCAGGAGUUGGCGAUACUUGGGGAGACCCGGAGAUCUGUGCUAAGCUGAUGUACGACACGGUUGUGGGAAAAUAUGACCGGCCUUUGCCGACACGGUUGUUAAUGGGGGGUGAUGCUGUCCGACUAGUGAAGCAGGACAUUGAAAAGACAUUGCAGGAGAUAGAGAUAUGGGAAGCUGAGAGUAAAAUUUGCUCGCCCAAUGGUGGAGCAGACUUAUCAGGAGCUGGCAAAUAG
Messenger RNA from Talaromyces proteolyticus, 1015 nucleotides. Its product is annotated as putative 3-oxoacyl-reductase. Lineage: Eukaryota; Fungi; Ascomycota; Eurotiomycetes; Eurotiales; Trichocomaceae. The coding region runs from base 92 to 1015 and encodes 307 amino acids. The transcript has 3 exons. The record is from RefSeq and is a predicted model, not a curated record.